Molecule: messenger RNA, 1720 nt
Organism: Rhineura floridana
Lineage: Eukaryota; Metazoa; Chordata; Lepidosauria; Squamata; Rhineuridae
Gene: EIF2B4
Product: eukaryotic translation initiation factor 2B subunit delta
Exons: 12
Coding region: 92-1678 (528 amino acids)
Source: RefSeq, a predicted model, not a curated record
CGGCCGGUAGGGGGCGUCGGUGCCGCAGUCGCCGCCACCGCUACUGCCGGUCCAGUCCUCGGUGGAGCGCGGCGAGCGAGUGCAGCUCGUGAUGGCGGAGCGCGGCAGAGGCGAGGCCGGGGAGACCCCCGCGCAGGCGCCGGGGCUUCUGUCCCACGAGGAGAAGCUGCAGCAGCGCAAGGAGAAGAAGCUGCAGAGGAAGAAGCGCCGCGAGGCCGAGAAGGAGCAGAGGGCGGCCCCCGACUGCGGCCUCACCGGAGGAGCCGGUCCCGGGCCCCACCAGCACCCGCCGAAGACGACGACGAAGCUGCCGUCACCAGGGCCGGAGCCGUCCGCGCCGGCGGCCGCCGACAAGGCGUGCGUCCUGGGGAAAAGCAAGGCCGAGCUGCGGGCGGAGCGCCGGGCCAAGCAGGAGACCGACCGGGCGAUGAAGCAAGCCCGGAAGGGGGAGCCGGGCCAAGGCGCCGUACCGGCCAAGCCUCGCCUGGCGCCCAGCGAGGCCCAGCCAGUGGUGAAGCGGCUCCCAGAGCACGUGCAAGUGGACGACCCGGCCGCCCAGAAGAAGCUGGCCAAGAAGCUGGAGCGCCAGCAGGUGCCUCUGAGGCCAGAUUAUGGCGCCAAAGUCAGCCUGUUCUCCCAUCUCCACCAGUACAGCCGAAAGGAGUUGCUGACACAGCAGAUGAGCAUCCCAGCCUCUGCCAUUCACCCUGCGGUGGUGCGUUUAGGCCUCCAGUAUUCUCAAGGCAUCGUCAAUGGAUCCAAUGCCCGCUGCAUUGCCCUCCUAAGGGUCUUCAAACAGGUGAUUGGGGACUACACCACGCCAGCCAAUGAGGAGCUCUCACGGGACCUGGUGAACAAGCUAAAGCCUUCCAUCAGCUUCCUGAACCAGUGUCGGCCCCUGUCUGCCAGCAUGGGCAAUGCCAUCAAGUUCCUCAAGAAGGAGAUCUCGGCAUUGCCUGCCUCCAUGCGAGAGGAGGAGGCCAAGCGGGUCCUUCAAGAAGUUCUUGACAAGUAUGAGCAGGAGAAGAUUGUCCUGGCAGCCAAAGCUAUUUCCAAGUCUGCCUUAGAGAAGAUCCACAACGGGGAUGUUAUUCUGAUCUAUGGAUGCUCUUCCCUGGUGAGCCGCAUACUCUGUGACGCCCACAACAGUUGCCACCCCAAGGGCCGGGCCUUCCGCGUGGUGGUGGUGGACAGCCGCCCACGACUGGAGGGCCGGGAGACGCUGCGCCGCCUGGUGAAGCAGGGGAUCCGCUGCAGCUACGUCCUCAUCAACGCCAUUUCCUACGUCUUGCCUGAAGUCUCCAAGGUGCUACUGGGAGCUCAUGCGCUGUUGGCUAAUGGGUCUGUGAUGUCACGGAUGGGCACCUCACAAAUCGCACUGCUUUCCAAGGCCCACAAUGUACCUGUCCUGGUGUGCUGUGAGACCUACAAGUUCUGUGAGCGCGUCCAGACUGACUCCUUUGUCUCCAAUGAGCUUGAUGACCCCGAUGACCUGAUUGGGUCGAAUCCGGGGAGGAGCCCGCUGGCCGGCUGGCAGGAGAGCAAGUCAUUGCGCCUCCUCAACCUGGUCUAUGACGUGACCCCCUUGGAGCUGGUGGACCUGGUGAUUACAGACUUGGGGAUGAUCCCUUGCACCUCCGUUCCUGUUGUACUACGUGUCAAGAAUGUGGAGCAGUAACUAGGGGGAGGGGAGGGGAAAAUAAACCUGUGCAUGCCCUGC